UAUAUGAAAUAUCAACAUAUUUACCAAAAUAUUUACCAUUCAAGUAAAUUUAAACAAUAUAUUUAUUUGUUUGUGUUUUUAUAAAUCAACAAACCUGCAAGGAUUCACCAAAUUAUUUGCAACUCUUCCACGAUUUUUGGAUGUGAAGCGACGGAGUAUGCUGGGUGUUUUAACGCCCUCCUGUCCAAUACGUUUAUGCGCCAUCAUGGGCUAUGAUAAACGUGUUAAUGACAUUGUUUAUUGCCCACCAACAUUGCAUGACACGCUGCACUCCACCGUAGUGUUCUUUGGCGGAGACGUUCAGGAUUUUACAGAAAAUAUGCAAUUGCAUAGGGACAAUAAAAACUAUUUAAAAUGGAAUCUUGAAGAUACAGCAAAAGUCCUGCAUUCCCACUUUCCUAAUUGCCACGUCGUCGUUAUACGCCCUUCACGGAUAGAAUUUAAAACCUUCAGCUGUUAUGAGAAUUUCGUUCCAGGCAACAGUUGUGGUGUUCCUGAACAUACUCCAACACAUUAUGCCCUUCACCAUUUAGAAAAGUUACUGCAAAGUGUAUCGGAGAAAAUUCGCUCAAAUUUUGUACAAAGAAAAGGAGACACUGACAAGGACACAGUUACCGCAAGUGAGCAUUUGGGAAAAAGUUGUUCACAACAAUGCCUUCAAAUGAUAAAUUUAGACAAAAGUAAUUUGAUAUUGAUUGGAUUUAGUAAAGGUUGUGUUGUUUUAAAUCAAUUCCUUUACGAAUUUCACUACUUAAAAACACUCACGCCCGAUGAUCACACGAUGAUGCCAAUUGUGUCGCAGAUCGAAGAUAUGUAUUGGUUGGAUGGAGGACAUUCUGGUCAAAAAAAUACUUGGAUUACAUCGAGGAGCUUACUUGAGACCCUUACACGUUUGGGUAUUAGAGUCCAUGUCCAUGUAACUCCAUAUCAAAUAAACGAUGAAAGAAGACCGUGGGUUCGAAGAGAAGAGAAAGGAUUUAGUGAUCUUUUGCAACAACUUGGAUCAUCUAUAAACAGAGUUGUUCAUUUCGAAAAUGAUUUACCUAGUUUGUUAAUGCACUUUGAUGUGAUUAAUGUAUUUAGAGAUUCAACAGAUUUGCUAAAAUGAUCUUUUUUUUGUUUUUCUUUAACUUAUACGGAAUGAUCCUGGUUUUGUUUUCUGUUUGAAAUUUUUGGAAGUCGUUUAUGUUCAGUGUGGGCAAAGUACCAUUCAAAUAUGCUAUAGCUAUACCAUUGGAUAAGAUAAACUACUGUAAAACAAUUAAUAAUUUUUAUACUCACACAAUGAAUCAUAAAGUCGGAAGAAAUUUGUACUGGGUGGCCCGGCCCAUUAAGAAUGGUGUGCUGCUGAAUCUAAGAAAAUAUGGAUCAAGCUUUUGAGUAAAUUUUUUUUACAUAAAGAGAAAAUGCUGGAAAUCAAUUUUAAUUUUAUACAACUGCUAAUAAGGAAAACUUCAUAUGAUACAUAGAACAUGAUAUCUUAAAAAUCAGUAAAUUCGAUAACAAAAUGCUCCUUUCACCUUUGUAUUCUUCUCUAUCUUGCUCAUAAGAAAGAUGUGUGAUUUUUUUGAAAAAUAGGUUUCAAAUGUUAUUGUGCAAAAUGAUAAUAUCUAAUGAAAUCUUUUCAUAUUCUAUUCUCAGAAGAAGGGUUUUUUGGGAGAUGCUUUUCUUGUAUAUACAUAUCAGUUGCAGUAUUUUUAAAGGAAGAUUACAUAUACCAGUCUGAACUGUAUGUGGUGCUACAACUGUAUUCAAAUUAGAGCGGCGCCUUGUAGGUACUGAAUGUACGAUGCUGGUACCAUAGGUGGAAAGACUAAAUAAAUAUUUGAUAAAUAUGUACGUCAUUGUUUUUAAUAUACACAAUGGUGCACCUAAGAAAAAGUUGUGUCCACUUGCGCUGUAUUAAAAGAAAUAUACAGGGUGUUUUUUUGGGAGCUUUAGUUAAAAGUUUCUGGGAAAGUAAAAUAGGUAGGUUUUUGAAAAUUUGUACUUAGGAG
This is a messenger RNA of Photinus pyralis (common eastern firefly), 1997 nucleotides long. RefSeq names its product UPF0565 protein C2orf69 homolog. Gene Ontology annotation, cellular component: mitochondrion. The record is from RefSeq and is a predicted model, not a curated record. Lineage: Eukaryota; Metazoa; Arthropoda; Insecta; Coleoptera; Lampyridae. Bases 158 to 1108 code for a protein of 316 amino acids. The transcript has 6 exons.